UUUUAAUCAAGAUUUUCAUUCAGUUUAUGCUUGAUUCAAUUUUUUAUUGAGUUGAUAUAUAAAAUUAUUAAAACUAUACACAUAAAUUAUCAAUCUUUUGUUUAUUUUUUUGAUAGAUAGUUUUAGUAAAUUAAUAUGAGACGAUAGUCUUCAGAAAGUUCAAAGGAGCCUAAAGGCAUUUUAAAAACGCAAACUAAAUAUGGCAUUCCAACAUCCCCAUCUUCUCAUAAUCUUUCAAAAUAAGGACAAAGCAGAUAUGAAUCUGUUUUGAAGUAGCAUGGCGAUAGUAUUUUAAAGAAAGAAAUUGAACAGAAAUCGUUACAACAAAUAUAAAUAACAAACGAAAAUAAAAAUAAUAAUAAUAGCUUUCAUAAUAAAUCUAAUGCAAGCAUAAAUAGUGCUAGAUAGAAUAACAAUUCUAAGCUAGAUAACUAAAAUACUUCUAAGCGAUAAAGCAUAUCUCAGCAAUAAAUAGGUUAAUUAAACUAAUCAGUAGAUAAGUAAAGAAGAUAAAGUAGAUUGAAUGAUUAAAUAUUAGAAAAUUCAUAAGGAAGUAGACUAGCAGCUUACAGCUAAAGUCCUUUAAAUAUCAAUUAGAGUCAUAUUAUCAACAAUAGCAUACAUGCAUAUGUGAAUAAUUAAAAUCAACUCUCACACUCUCCGCAUUAAUAUCAAACUAGCUUAGCUGCUUAAGUUGGUAAUAUUGGUGGAACUAAUACAGCAGCAGCAACAUUGAAUUCAAUUUUUAAUUAAGUUACUUUAAAAGAUUUAUGUCCAGAAGAUAAGAGGAAAAUAGGAUAGCUAAUGAAAAAGCUUGCAGAGGAGAAAUAAGAAAAGGAAUUACUGAAAUAAAAGCUAUAGCUUAAUGAGAAUGUUUAUAAAGAGAGAAUAAAUCAUAUUGUGAAAGAAAAUUAGCAAAUACAAGAAAAUACAAAUGUUUUAAAGGAAAGAUUUUAACAAUCAGUCAAGCUUCUGUAAAAUAUAAGAGAUAGAAGUGCUGAGAGAAGUUCUCCUAAUUUGUAUCCUCAACAAACUCCUUAAAGCAAUAACUAAUUUAAUUAUGAUAGCAACCAAAGUAGUUAACCUCCAAGUUAAUAAUAAAAAAAAUAAUUAAACAAAAGCUUGUAGUAAAUUUCAGAUAAUAACAUAGGUGCAUAAGAAUAAUUAUAAAAUAAUUAUAGCUAAAACUAGCUUAACAAAAGUAAUUAAGAAUUAAAAAUUUCUUCGUUUCAAAAUAUCCCUGUUAAAGAUUUACCUGAAGAUUAGUAAUAAAUGAGAUAAUCUAGGUAAUCAGAUUUUUAGAUAGGAUCUUCUUUAGAUGUAAAUAAUGGAAAUAAGCAAGAAGAUAUUGAUGAAAAUGAAGACAGGCUUAGUAGACACAGUAGAAUUAGCAAAUAAGGAGAAAUAUAAAACUCAUAGGGAUUUUAAUAAAACCAAUAUUAAAUUGCAAAUUAACAGCAAAUAAACUAGCCUUUUGCUAGCAAAUAAUCAACUAUUAAUGCCAAUAUGUAUUAAAAAAAAAAUAACAACAGUUAGUCUAGUAAAAAUCUCUAUUAAUUUUAAUAACCUCCCUACUUAGCAGAUAGUUUGGAUUAAGAAGUAUAAGAAUUCCUUUCUUAAAGUAUUAAUAAUAUGUAAAACGGUAAAUUAGCAGAAUUAGAAUAGUAACUAAAUUAAGUUUCCAGCAUUCCUCAAAAUCUUAAAAAUAACUAAACUCCAUUGAACUAUCAUUAGUAAUUUGGAGGGUAAAUUCAAUAAAGUGUACAUAAUUAACCUCAAUAAAACUUUUAACAAUAAUCUUCUCCGUUUAAUCCUAAGAAUUAGUAUCAAGAUUAAGCAGCUUAAACUUCUUUUGCUAAAUACGUAUAUAAAAAUGGGUAAGUGAAUGAUUAGUAGUAUAUUUUAAAUAACUAGUUGCUAAAAAACAACUCAUAAUUGAAAUACUCUCUUUCUCUUUAAUCUAAAUCCCCAUAAACGACAUAAAAAAAAUAACCUCAUUUAAGUAAUGUUUACUAAUCUGCCUCGUUUAUGUAAUCAAAUGGAACAAAUAACCAUGCUUCUAUGAAUAACCAUGCAGAUAGAUAAUAGGAAAGAGUUACUUUAAAAAUUAAUUCAGGUGAAAGUGAAAAAAUGUUUAAUUAAUGGAAAAAAUAGUAUGCUGUAACAUCUACUAAUGAGACAAUAAUGAACUCACCAUAUAAAAAUUAACCUUUCUUAGAGAGAGCAAAGUAAGCAGAGGAGGAUGAUACACAUACUUUUUAGGAAAUUCAAAACCUCCGUUCUUAAAUGCAAGGUUUAGUUAAUUCCUUAAAGCAAAUCAGCUUGAAUAAAUAAUAAAAGCAAGAAUAAGUUAAAUAAAUAUCAUAACAUAGCUAAACUGGCUAAUAUAGCAAUAAAAAAUAAAGCAGUAAAGAAUCUCCAUCAUCCGAUAGGUAGGCUGCAUAGAAACUCUUAUAGGGAGAAAUACAUUCUAUCUCUUCUAGAGGAAAUUUAGAAAGUUUAAAUUCAAACAAACAUACAGAAUAACCAAAAAAUACUGUUAAAUCGACUAUAAACAGUUACAAAGAAAAUAGAAUUAAAUACUCAAAUACGAGUUAGGAAACAUUUGCUUAGAUACCUUAACAUACUUAAAAUCAUUCUUCCAAUAGAUCUUCUUAAAAACAAGAUACAAUUCAAACAAAUCCUCCACCAAAGUACCUAAAAUAAUAUAAUAGCAGUAAUGAAAAUAGCAGUGAAGAGGAUGAUGAUUAGAUUGAAAUAGCACAAAAAUUUUUAAAUCUAAAAAAGCAAAAAUUACUAAGUCAUUUACAAGAAAUAAGAAAAGAUGACUUUCUUGAUUCAAGCAGUUUUGAACAAUCACAAUUAUUUGAUAAAAAACGUAAUUUUAAUUAUGAUUAAAAGCAUUAUGACUUACCUUUAUAAAUUCUCUAAUCUGAAACAACUUCAAAUGCAAAUAUCAGCACUUCAUAUAAUAAUGAAAAAAUGUCUAAAUUCCAUAAUAAGUAUCUUUAGUAUGUCAAUAUAAAAGACUCAAAAUACACACCAUCGAAUGUCUAGCAAGGAGAGAGAAAUUACAUAUCUCCCCCUUCUCAUCAACAGAAUUUAGGAAAUUAUCAAACUAAUUAACAUUAGGCUAUAUAUUCCUCUAGAAAAAGCUCUCCUUAAAUGCAUCUUCGUCCUGAGGUAGGAAAUAUAGAUUCAAAUAGAAACACAAGUAACCCUGAAACUCUAACCAGAGUAACUAGUAGAAAUAUUGUUUCUUCAAAUAAAAAUAAUGGUGCAAUAUAUAGUUCGAGAGGAGAACUAAGCAAUAAUCUACCUUUGAACUUAGAAAGUAUGUCUAAGGAAGAGAUAAAAAAAUUGAAUAGAAUGUUGGAGAAAAAGCUUCGAGAAAUGAGUGAAAGUGUGAGCUAUGAAAUAAGUUCUUAAAACAAUGAAUUAGAUGUGAGUGAAUAGAUAAAUACUAAUCAAAUAAUAGCUCAUAACUAUAUUAAUACACCAUUAAGGUAAUCUUAAAACACAAACACUUUUGAACUGAGUAACACGUAGAUUUAAAUUUAGAGUUUGCAGGAAAGUUAGCUAUUAAAAUACUCAAAUGCUACUGGGCAUGGUGGUAAAAUUAAAGGAAAUAAUAAUCUUCAAUAAAAGUCAAACGCUUAAAUUAAUAAUCACUUAAACCCUUAAAAUCACAAUAUACAUAACAUUUCUGGAGUUACAAGUAACAAUUAGACCAGUUAAAGAAGUACUCAUAAAAAUAUAACACAACAAAAGGAGCAAACAAACCCAACAUUAAAUGAUGAAUAUGUAACAUUUAGACAUGAAGAAAAUGAGAGAGGUGAUACUAAGAGAACAGUAGAAUAUAGUAAAGAUAAGAAAAAAUAAAAUAAUUUAUUCUCUCAAAAUGGAUUAGAUGAAAGUAAAAGAAUAGAUGCUGUCAGAGUAACAGAAAAUUUCAGCUAUCUCAGUACACCUUAGCCUGAAAAGUUAUAAGUAGAUCUUGCUUCAACUACGAAAAAAGAUAUUCUUUAAGGACACUUCUAAGUAAUGUCAAGUGAUGAAAAAUGCAAGGGAGAAGAUUCUAAGUAUAUCAGAGUUGAGGAUGGUAAAAGUGAGAUUUCAAUUAAUUAAAAAUCAGCAAAAUCCUUAAUUCUACAAAAAAUUUAACAUUUAUCAGAUGAGGAAAUGCUGUAAGUUCUCUAAGCAUUGAAAAAGAAGAAGCAAAACAAAAAAAGCUUAAGGAAUUAGAAUGUGAUAAAUAACGAUAGUUAAGAUGAGUAUGAAUAGAUUAAGGUUCAUUAAUUAAAAUAAGCUACUAAAAGUAAAGUUAGUGUUGAGAGAGAAGAAGGAGAUGAUGAAAACUACGUUGAUGAAGAAAAUGAAUAGUCUAGUUAUAUGAGUGUUUAAUAGCAGUAGGAAGAUAUAUAUUAAGAUAAUUAUGAAGAUAUUUAUAAUGACAUUUCGAGAGAACAAAGAUUUUAAUAAUAGGAUAAUGAUAGCUAAAACUUGAAAAGACCAAUUGGAUAAAAAAUGGGCAAAUAAAGUGAAGCAAACUCAAAAUAUAACUCAAAGUAGAUAGACAAGAAAUAAUCAGAUUAGUUAAAUGAAGACGUUAUAGAAUUUAAUUAACUAAUUUAAUAAUCUGACCAUCAAAAUUUAUAACAAGGUUAAUCUCAAAGAUCUUCAUAAAAACAUUUAGUUUCUAACACUCCAUAAGACUUGAAUAUGUAACAUUAAAACAGAUUGACUAAAUAAAAUAAAGUAUCUUAAAAAAGCAUUAAGAGUGAAUUAAGUAGGGAAGAUGAUUAAGAAGAAGAGUAAGUAUACGAUGAGAGUCUUUUUUAAAACGUAUAAACAAUAGAAAAGUAAGAGCUAUCAAAGAGAACUCUUUCAGCAAAAGGAUAAAAAGAUAUGUAAUUGCCACAAGAAGAUAAAAAGAAAAAUUAAUUUAUUGAACCAAAACUAGAUAGCAUAAAUUAAUAAAAUUUUCAUAUAUCUAUGCAGUAUCAGAAGAUUGCACCUUAAAAUUAGGAAAAGAAGAAAUAACGAAAUCAAUUGUAUUAAACUGAGGGCAUGUUUGAAGGAGAAGAAGAAAUACCUAGAAGAGAAAUGGAAACAAAAAUAAGGAAAAAUGAUGAUAAGUAUUAUAUCUCUUCUUAUACAGAAACUGACCAAUCAAUAAAAUAUAUUAAAAAGAAGAUAGAAAAUCAAAUUUGA
This is a messenger RNA of Tetrahymena thermophila SB210, 5214 nucleotides long. RefSeq lists its product as hypothetical. The record is from RefSeq and is a predicted model, not a curated record. The transcript has 4 exons. NCBI's taxonomy places the organism in Eukaryota, Ciliophora, Oligohymenophorea, Hymenostomatida, Tetrahymenidae.